UGAGCUGCGUCACUAUUUUGUGCUGACAUUUGUAUUGGGAAGCUGUAAGGCCAGGUGACUGAUGUCUUACUGAUGUAUGGCACCUAAGCUAUGGCCUCCGUCUUUAAACCGCCGACUGGCAGCUUUCCAGUCCUGUUGCGUCUACUUGACCAAUAUCAUGACACGCAAGAGCCUGAGCAAGCCAAGCUGGCCUGCUUGGAGCUCUUUGCAAAGCUGACUGGCAAUAUCUUGAAAAAUCCUGAUGAGCCUAAAUAUCAGCGCUUCAAAACGCGCAAUGGAGCAAUUCAAAAGACUGUGCUGAGUCAACGAGGCUCCGAUCUCAUAUUGCUUGAAGUCGGCUUCAAUCCAGAAGUACAAGAUAUGGAAGAGUUCUUUGUGUUUAAAGGCACACUGAAUCACCUGGAAAUUAGCCACGAAAGGAUAUCAAGGCACACGGAAAUGAUGCGUCAAGCUAUUGCUAAGGAUUUGUCUAAGCCAUCCGCAAUGCUGGCCGCUCAAGCAUCGCAGAAGUUGGAAGCCAUCAAGCUGAUUGAUGACGAUGCUGCGCGAAGACGAGCGAAAGCGUGCAGGGGCAAAGUCUUGGACCCAACUGCCUCGCCUAGUGAAGAGAACGUUGCGAGGCAGAUGGCCUUGUUGGCAAUAGAGAGGAGGAUGCAGCAGAGUGUGCAAAUGGAGCAGCAAGCACCUGAUGGCCUCGAUUGAACGUAUAGAUAGCUCAUUGCCAGAGUGUAGAAGCUGCA
Messenger RNA from Protomyces lactucae-debilis, 740 nucleotides. RefSeq lists its product as uncharacterized. NCBI's taxonomy places the organism in Eukaryota, Fungi, Ascomycota, Taphrinomycetes, Taphrinales, Protomycetaceae. The record is from RefSeq and is a predicted model, not a curated record. Gene Ontology annotation, cellular component: cytoplasm. Bases 91 to 702 code for a protein of 203 amino acids. The transcript has a single exon.